Molecule: messenger RNA, 750 nt
Organism: Solanum verrucosum
Lineage: Eukaryota; Viridiplantae; Streptophyta; Magnoliopsida; Solanales; Solanaceae
Exons: 4
Coding region: 1-750 (249 amino acids)
Molecular function (GO): polysaccharide binding
Source: RefSeq, a predicted model, not a curated record
AUGUAUUGUAGGAGAACCAUUCUGCUUAAAUAUUUUACAUUAAUCCUCAUCUCUCUGCAAACAUGCAAUGCUAGGAAGAGCAAACACAACUGUUCCCCUUCUGCUUGUGGCCAUAUCCGUAACAUAAGCUACCCUUUUCGCUUAAACACCGAGCCAGAAUAUUGUGGAUGUGGUCGAGCAUUUGAAUUAGCUUGUGAAGGUAACCAAACAGUUAUAUCGUUAUUCUCCAAGAAGUUGCACGUUCAAGACAUCUACUAUGAUACUGAAGCAAUUCACCUGGUAGAUCCAACUUUACAAACACAAGAUGAUCUCUGCUCUUUCAGACCUAUGCAUAUCUUCUUCGACCAAGCCUAUACAUUCUUCCUGUCAAACUAUGCAGUAGAUCCCAUUUUCAUGAUCGACUGUCCAUUUGCUGUUAAUAAUUCUUCGACACUUCUGGAAAUUAGUGGCUGCAAAUUAAGCAGACACACUUAUUUAAAGAUUAGUGAUAUAGAUGCCUCUGCACUCAGCGAUGGAUGCAGAGUGGAAUUGAUAGGCCUGACCUCAUGGCAUAAUAUUAAUUAUACAGAGAAUAACAUUUCCCUUUCUGAUUUUCAUCAAGCAAUCCUCUACGGAUUUGACCUUCAUUAUGAUCUGCGGUUUUCUUCACAAAGGAUAAGUUAUCGACCAAGUUUUAUUGACCAGAUUGUCGGUGAGGACUCAAACUUUUCUCUACAUGUUUUCUUGAUGGGAUUCUCUGGAUUGGUCUGA